UGUAAUUAAGACAUUAGAGGUUCCACUUAUCCCUCAUGUUUCCAUGGAAAAAGAACAAGUUGAUUUCACUAAACUAAUUCAUUCCUUAAAUGCUAUUCCCAGUAAAAUCCAAGAAGCUCAAGAUUAUGCUGUUAGCCCAAGAAGUGUUGAGAAAAUUGUAAAGGUAAUCUGGCAAGAAGAAAAAUAUUGUUCUGAAAUGGCUAUCUUACUACUUCCUGAACCAAUCCUGGAAUCUGCAAGCUUUAAACAGUGCCAUGUUGCAAAUGCAAUGAAAUUAAUGGAAAUUUUACCGGAAACCAUUACAAGUGAACUUGAACUAAUUUUAACAUGGGAUCCAUUUGCACGAAUGAUAUCUGUAAAACCUCAUCAAAUAGAAUAUUUACAAGAUGAAGAAAAUCUUGUCUUGCAACAGGACCUGGACAUCAUAUCCCCUGAAAAAUGCCAAUAUACUUGUGAUGAAAUGGAUUUUGUUCUGGAAGCAUCAGAACUUCAUAGACAAAAGUAUUUACCACCAAACUAUUUGAAAAAGACUCAAGUACAUCCUAAAGUUAAUGUACAUAUUAAAGAUAAGUUUGGAAAAAAUCCCUUGGAAAAUUUCCUUCUGAUGAGAUCUAAAUCUAAAAACAUUGAAGAAGAAAAAAAAAAUGAAUCUAGUCCUAAGGAAAAUAAAAUUAGAAAAACUGAAUUAAAUCAAUAUUCAGUGAAGCAUUAUGAACUUAAAGAAGCCAUUCUAUUUGUUCCAUUAACUGAUGAAUUUGAACAGUUGAUUAAAGAAAUGGCAAUUGCUGCAAAACCCUUUAUGGCUGUUUUAAACACAUCAGGAAAUAUUUGUUUUGAAAAACCAUUUGAAGAACUUGAACUAGAUAUGAUUGCAUUUUCACUGAAACAGAAACAAAUUGAAAACAAGAUGGAAAAAGAUGUCAAUAAUGAGCUUCAAGCAUUGACUGUAAUCUAUAUAUUAGUAUCAGCUUCUAAUGUUUUACUAAACUGCUCUCUUGAAUCAGCUAUAGUACAUCUUAAUGAACAGAUAGAAAUAUACAGGUGUGUAAAAGAAUCUUUGGACAAUCUCAGAAGUAAACUUUUCAAAGCUAAGAAAGAUUUUCUGCAACAGAAUAUAACUCAUCCUAAAAUAACUACAAUUUGCAAAGAAAUUGAAAAAUGUCAGCUUCAGCAUUUCUUACAGGGAAAGAUACUUAUCAUCAUUGAAAUAAACGUUGCUGGGCUGAUAUUAAUAAUUUUAGACCAAAUUAUAUAUGGUACAAAUAUGAAGGCAGAAAUUGCAACUUCUUCUUCUAAAGAGAACAAUUAUCAUAAAUUACUAAACACAAACAGUGAUAUCAUUAUUAUUGAACAGGAUUUGAUAUCACUUGACUUUCCCUGGCAGAUUUUUUCUUUAAUAAUUCAAUAUGAAUAUAACAAGAGUUCAAACAGCUUUUUGAAGACAUGCCAGCUUUACAAUAUUACUUUCUUUUCUCUCCAAACAACUCAAAGUAAUGAAUUAAAGAAGACUAGUGCUUUUCCUGUUUUUUCAAGCAAGAAUCCAGGACUGAGCAAUACAACUAUCAAAAUUAUUGUUUCUGAAAGUCUUACAGUCAAUAAACUUUUAUUACAAUUAUUAGAAACAAGAUAUAAUAUUGUCACUAUUGGAAUGAUGUUUGAACGGAUUUUGCCAUCUAAAAUGUUUGAAUUUGUCGAUAUCAUUAUUGAUGAAAAGACCUCUAUUGUAUGUUGUACUACAUCUCAUCUAGAAGAAAAAGCAUUAUUGCUUUUAGUGUUCAGACUGAUGGGCAUCAGUUUGAAAUAUUCUUCAUGUUAUGUACUUGUCACAGUCUUAUCUUCUGAUACUACAGGAAACUUAAAUUCGGCCAUCAAGAAUAUUUCCAAACUGGUUGCUACCCUGACCAAUUUCAAUGUCAGUGGAGAAUGUGUGUUUAAGGUCUUAAUUGCAAGCAGUAUUGAACACACGGCAGUACUUAUUCGAAAAAUUUGUGAACUUUGUCUAAUGAGAUCAACAAAAUCUCAGAAAGAAUGGCUUAAUCGUGAUUGGCUGAAGGAGGAUAUUUCAGAGCCAGAAAAGCAUCUUCUUUGUUGGCCAUGUAUUAACCUCUUCAAUGCUCAGUUACUUUUUAAGUCAUGUCCACUCAAAGAGCUUGUGGAAAUGUCCUCUGAAGACUUUGAAGUUAAAUUCCCCAACAUAUCUCCAAAUAUUUUUCAUAUGUUUCAUAAUAUUGCAAAUGAAGACAACAGCUUACAAUUAUCAAAUAACUAUAACCAACAAACAAUGCAAAAGAAGUCAUUAACACCUGAUUAUAAUGACAUAAAAUUAGAAUAUGACAUCAUUUCUAUUGAAGAUAGUCCUGAGAUUCUCCAGUCUAAGCCUUUGAUGCAUCUUUGGUCACCAAAUCAAGAACAAAAAGAAGAUACUCAAUAUAUAGACAAACCUGACUCUUUGAUGACAUUACCUCUAAAGGAAGAACCAGAUGAAGAGCAGUAUUAUUUUGGAAGCUAUAACAACUUUUUACAAAAACCCGAUGAGGAUUUAAACAGCAGUUUAUUACCUGAACUGAUGACAAAGGACAACAGAUCUUUUGAAAUAAAUUGGAAGGAUAAUAUAAAAAAUAUAUGGAUGGGAUCAGUUUCUAAUCCUUGUACAUCUGUUGAUAAAAUGACAGGAAAAGAUAAUGAUUUGACUGACAAUUAUUUGAAUAAUCAGAACAAAUUGAGAUAUGGAAAUAAAAGAGUCUUCAGAUCUCCUGAACUACCUUCAAGAACUGAAUAUUUAACAUAUCAUUACAACAGCCAACAAAAUAAUGACUCUAUGCAUGUGCGAAAUCCAAACAGCCAUUAUAAAGAUUUACAUUUUAUUGAAGAAAGUGAUGACAGUAAAGAAACUAAUGAUGAUAUUUGGGAAUUUUCAUCAAUUAAAAGGUCUCGAGAUUCUGAGAUUGAUGAACUUUUGAGUACAGCUAAAAGACAAAAGGAAAUUUCAUCUGAAAAACAGAAAUAUGGUUGGAAAUACUCAAAGCCAUGGUCUUUUUCUCCUCCUCCUCUUCAUUCUCAACUGAAAAGCUCUCCAACUGGUAUGCUUAAUAUGAAUACAAAAGAAUUAAAUCUUUUACUUGAUGUUCAAUCAGAUUUGAAACCACCCAUGAUGCCAAAACAAAAGCAAAUAUGGUUUAAAAAAGACAGAUUAGUUGAUAGUGUUUUUCUCAAACCAAACAGUUUUGCUCAUCAAAAUACACAAGAAACUGCUCCCACUCCUUCAAAUGAUUCUUCAAACCAAUACUAUGAUUUAAUGAUGCAAAACAUGUUUCAGAAGUCUAAUCCUGCUAAUAUAGUUCAUCCUAAGCCAAAACUUACACCUAUAUUACACACUGAAGAGAGACAUUCUUCUGAAAAUCUUGACUCUUAUCAAAACAGUUUUCACCAGCCAUUUUAUCAAGAAGUUCAGAUAGAUUCAGGUUUUGAAAAUGUCCACUCAUUGACUACAAAUAAUAACAGGUGUUUUGAAUUCCCUAAUAAUGUUCCUUGUAAACCUUAUCAUUGUGAUCAAGUCAAAUCUUUAAAGCAAAGAGUGAAAUAUGUCACUAAUGAUUUUGCUCAACGUUUGAAGUAUAUUCCCCAAAAGAAUGAAAUGCAGCAGGAAUUACCAAGAGAUUCAAAUAUUCAGCUAAAGUCUCCCUAUUUCAAAGACUAUGAAAAACAACCUAGAAAUAUACAAUUCUGGAAAACUGGUGCCAAUAUUCAAUGUAACACUCAAAUAGGUACUGCAGCUCAUGAAGAAUGUUCUAAAGCCAAAAUAUACAAAUUGACAUUCAAAAGAAGUCCAAAGGAUAAAGGAGGUCAAACAACACUGUCCUUUGAGUAAAAUAUUUUGUUUUUAUUAAUUUAACUUUUUCUCUAUAAAAAAGUAGUUAAACUGAGCUUAUUUUUGGACAAAGCUUUUUAUAUACCUUAUUAAUUAUUAUUAUAUACACAUUGUUUAUUAAUUAACUUUUGAUAAAUGAUGAAUAAAACGUCUGGCCUGACAACUGUUAUUAAAGUGAAUAUUUCUGAGAAUUGAAAUUUAAGGAAUUAAUUAUAUGCAUGUAUGUAGAUGCAUGCGAGUAAAUAAAUCAAAUGUCAAAAGCAGUCAUUAUAGAAAUAAUUGUAGAAAUUUUAUUUUAAAAAAUUAGUCUUAGAUUACAUGGAAUAUAAAAAUAACAUUUACAAUUUUUUUUUUUUUUUUUAAAUGAAAGAAUGUAUAAGCCAGUGUUUCUCAAACAGUGCAAUGCUUAGGAUAUCUAAGUGCACCAUAAAUAUCUAAAAAUAUAAUUUAAGGCUUUAGAAAACCUAUAGUAAAUUAUGACCGUCUUAAAAAAACAUGUUAUUUUGUACACAAGUAUCAUUAAUAAAACGAGGCAUACAACAGCUUUUUAAUUU
Messenger RNA from Octopus bimaculoides (California two-spot octopus), 4422 nucleotides. RefSeq lists its product as uncharacterized. Gene Ontology annotation, molecular function: single-stranded DNA binding; ATP hydrolysis activity. The record is from RefSeq and is a predicted model, not a curated record. Gene Ontology annotation, cellular component: condensed nuclear chromosome. NCBI's taxonomy places the organism in Eukaryota, Metazoa, Mollusca, Cephalopoda, Octopoda, Octopodidae. Gene Ontology annotation, biological process: resolution of meiotic recombination intermediates.